CACAACGCUGUUGCCAUGACGACGUAAACAGUGAGCACGAACUUUGUGACAGCGAGGCGUCGAUAUUUCUACAACAACAGGUUUCUGCUUUUACAUACAGCUUUAUUAUUGUUUUUAAAGUAAAAAAGAAAACAUACCGACAAUGAUUCCACCAGCCGAGUCUCUCCUGAAAUAUGAAAAUCCAGUUUUGAUCAGCAAAACCACAGACAAGAAGUCACCGAAGGGACGCCCUUUGAGAGUGAGUCCUCAACAGCCUGCCAGCACAAGCCCUGUCCCACCACCUCCCAAACCAAAAUCUGCCACUUACGAUGCCACCAGGCAGGUAAAUGAGGAGAUCCUGAACGCCAUCCUCCCACCCAGGGAAUGGAUGGAGGGAAACCAACUGUGGGUGCAGCAAGUGUCCAGUGCACCUUGUACAAGAUCAGAUGUUAUUCAGCUAGAGGAGCUGCUGGAUAUAAAGAUACAGCAAAGGCAGGCCAGGAACACAGGAAUCUGUCCUGUACGCAGGGAGCUGUAUUCCCAGUGUUUUGAUGAGCUGAUCAGACAGGUGACCAUCAACUGUGCUGAGAGGGGCCUGCUGUUGUUGAGGGUUCGGGACGAGAUUCAAAUGACUAUUGACGCCUAUCAGACACUGCUCGAAAGCAGCGUGGCUUUUGGUAUAAGGAAAGCACUGCAGGCCGAGCAGGGAAAGGCUGACAUGAAUAGAAGAAUUUCUGAACUGGAGAAUGAGAAACAAGAUCUGAUGAAGGAAUUAAACGAACAGAAAGCUCAGCAUGAGUCACAUGAAAAGAGAGAACGUGAAAAGCGACAGAUAGAAGAGAAGAAGCACAACGAAGAGAUUCAGUGUCUUAAGAGAGCCAACCAGCAGCUCAAGAGCCAUCUGGAAGAGAUCGUGACACCAAAGAAGUAACUU
Larimichthys crocea (large yellow croaker) is the source of this 913-nucleotide messenger RNA. It is a transcript of the gene dnali1, whose product is annotated as dynein, axonemal, light intermediate chain 1. Gene Ontology annotation, cellular component: axoneme; ciliary base. Gene Ontology annotation, molecular function: dynein heavy chain binding. The transcript is spliced from 6 exons. NCBI's taxonomy places the organism in Eukaryota, Metazoa, Chordata, Actinopteri, Sciaenidae. Bases 143 to 910 code for a protein of 255 amino acids. The record is from RefSeq and is a predicted model, not a curated record.